AUGUAUUAUCAAUUCAAUUCGACGGCCGAAAUUCAGUCGGACGACCGGAAAUGGGCGGCCAUUUUGCUGGUUCUGGUGAGCCGAAAAGUGACGUCACAGCUCUUCAUCGGAUGACUUUCAGAUAAGUUGCGUGGGCGGAGGGAUCAACGCGUACAUCGCCUCCGGAUUCAUGUUCGGAAUUCGCUUCCGUGGCGGCUUCUUCAUCUUUUCCGUCUCCAAAACAUGCUCGAACAUUUUGACGAGCUCACUCGUGUUCUUCUGGAUGGUUCCAGCGGUGUUCGCGAACAGCAAUCUGGUGACCGACCACUUUAAUAUCAUUCUGAGCCAACUUUUGCUUUUCGGACUUUAUAUUCAAGGUAUCGAUGUAUGUGCCUGGAACUAAAGUGACUAAACGGUUUCAGGCAACUUGACCCAAUGUUUCCUUUCCGUAAACCGCUUCGCUACAAUCUGUUUCAUGGGCGGUAACAAACGGAAGAACACGGAUCUGAUCUCUUUGGGAAUCUUCUCGUCCUGGUUCGCGACGAUCCUCUGGACCCUCAUGGGCUACCCGGAAUGCACGUGUUCCUUCUCGACCCAGUCGCUCACAUUCCAAUUUCACGACGAGUGCCACGUGGCCAACUACCAGCUCCAGGUGUACUGCGCAUUCGUGCUCAUGAUGGUCGCCAACAUGCUCAACACCAUUUCCUUUCUCAUUAUUAUUUGCGGCGGAGCGGUGAGCGACUAG
Messenger RNA from Caenorhabditis sp. 36 PRJEB53466, 724 nucleotides. The record is from the annotation of a GenBank genome assembly. NCBI's taxonomy places the organism in Eukaryota, Metazoa, Nematoda, Chromadorea, Rhabditida, Rhabditidae.